AUGAGCGAGGAUGUAGAGCAACCCCCAGCAAAGAGACAGCGUUUCUUCGCUGACUCUCCAUCCUCACCGUUACCCACCAAACCCCAAGAUACAGACGCGUCCCUACCUCAUUGCCCGAAACACGAGAUUCCGUCAAUCGAACGCAUUCCAAAAAGCCCUUUUAGUUUGCAAAACGAAACAGAUCAGCACCAUACACAAGUCCGAUCGACGGAAAGCCUAGGGUCACCCAUUGCGGAUGCUGGGCCUACUCCCUCUCCACACCAUAAUGGAUUAGACCAACAAUGCGAGGAAGUAACGGUCAACACCACAAACACGAUCACAGAUGGCUUCGAUGUCGACCUUUUCACUAGUAUCGUAGGAGAGCAACUACCUGCCGAUUCAAUCAAAACUAUUCAAUCGGCUGCUUCCAAUAACAUCGAGCGAGCUGUUAACAUAUACUUUGAUGGAUCAUGGAAGAAGCCUGUACGGAUCAAUGGCAGCGUUCCGGCCAGAAGCCGGAAACCCCAUCUUUGUGUACAGCCUAGCCCUGGUACACCCGUUGGAAGUGAAUCGGUACUGCCAAAUCAGCCACCAGCAAGGUAUAUUGGCGCAUUUGGUGUGGGAGGAUGGGCAACGAGAAGUGGCUUCGGAUUUCUCAAGCAUGGAGACACUGUCCAUAUUGAACGCGCACGCUCGCAGCCAACUAUGAAACGCAACCGAACAGGCAGAGCAUUUGUCAAUCACAAAAGCGAUGUUUUGACUCGAUUCACGAAUACCUCGGGGCAAGAAAUUGGAAGGCUGCCACAUGAGACCGCUGAAUGGGUUUCUACGCUGAUUGAUCAGAAGAUCUGUCGGUUUGAGGGGGUCUGUGUGUUUGUACCCGACAAGGUGCGAGUCAACGAUACCAUAUAUCUACAACUCCGAGUCUACUUGCGAAAGGAAGCCUUUCAAAGCGCGGCGCUCAAUGCUCUUAACACUGAUGACAACCGAUCCACUGGACUGUUUGAAGAGAAGGAGAGCACCGAGGAGAAGAAUCUGCGACUACGCCAAGUCGGUCUAGUGAAGUUGUUUCAGGAAAUCAAUCUUCAUCCUACCUCGACCAACCCGACUACGGAAAAGCACAAAAGAGAUGGCAUUUUGCGUGCCGCUGAAAUUGCAGAACAAUAUGACAACGUGAAGAACAAAUCAAAUAAGGAUGCCAACGACUCAUCAGGCGGAGACGACAGCGAAGAACUGGAAGAAGGUCAGCUCGAUACGUUGUAUCAAAAAGCUCAAUCUUUCGAUUUCAACAUGCCAGCGGCAGAUCCAGCACCUAGCUUCACCCUUGAUCUGCGCAAGUACCAGCAACAAGCCCUUCAUUGGAUGAUAUCAAAAGAGAAAGACUCGAAGCAGACUCGAGAGAAGUCAAUGCAUCCAUUGUGGGAGGAAUACAUUUGGCCCAGGAAGGAUGUUGACGACAAAGAUUUACCGCAGGUUAAAAACAUCGACCAUUUCUAUGUCAACCCAUAUUCGGGAGAUCUCAGUGUUGACUUUCCUGCUCAAGAGCAACACUGCCGAGGGGGAAUCCUGGCCGAUGAAAUGGGUCUGGGAAAAACCAUUGAGAUGCUCAGUCUGGUCCAUUCUCACAAAGUUGAGCCUGAUCCACAGGUUUCGAAUGGUAUUAGCUCGGUGAACGACCUUGCUAUGAUGCCAAUCUCCUCUGGGGUGGUGCAUGCACCGUACACCACUCUGGUAGUCGCACCAACAUCCUUAAUCUCUCAAUGGGAAAGCGAGGCACUCAAAGCUGGGACGUUGAGAGUUCUUGUUUAUUACGGGUCGGACAAGGCUGUCAAUUUGAAAUAUUUAUGCUGCGAAUCCAAUCAUGAAACAGCUCCACAGGUGAUUGUCACUAGUUAUGGUGUGGUAUUGUCGGAAUUCCGCCAGCUCGGUCUCCAGUCGUCUGCUCCGGGCCUCCGUGCAAACGGGGGUCUAUUCUCUGUGGAAUUCUUCCGAGUAAUUCUUGAUGAGGCUCAUGUGAUCAAGAACCGUCGUUCCAAAUCUGCUAAAUCAUGUUAUGAGUUAAAAGCAGCUCACCGGUGGGCACUGACUGGCACACCCAUUGUCAAUCGCCUUGAGGAUCUCUUCAGCCUGGUGCGUUUCCUCAAAGUGGAGCCAUGGAGCAAUUUCUCCUUCUGGAAGACGUUUAUCACCGUGCCAUUCGAAUCCAAAGAAUACGUGCGGGCCCUGAAUGUCGUGCAAAGUGUACUGGAACCUCUUGUUCUUCGGCGAACUAAAUCGAUGAAAACUCCGGAGGGUGACCCACUGGUCCCUUUGCCCAAAAAGACAGUCACUAUUGAAGAGGUGGAGUUAUCUCAGCAAGAACGAGAAAUUUACGACUGCAUAUUUACCCGAGCGAAACGAACAUAUAAUGACAACGUCGUGGCUGGCACAUUAUUGAAGUCUUACAGCACAAUCUUCGCUCAAAUUCUCCGCCUUCGUCAGACCUGCUGCCACCCGAUAAUGACACGCAACAAAGCCAUUGUUGCAGAAGAAGAGAGUGCGGCGGUAGUGGCUGAUGCAACCAAUGAGUUCAAAGAUGACAUGGAUCUUCAAGAACUCAUUGACCAAUUCACGGCAGAGAACGAGAAUGCCGACUCUCGAGAAACAUCUAGAACGAUGGUCAAGUUCACUGCCCAUGCUCUUCGGCAGAUUCAAACCGAGUCUAGUGGCGAGUGCCCUAUCUGUUGUGAAGAGCCUAUGAUCGAUCCAGCUGUAACAGCGUGCUGGCAUAGUGCGUGUAAGAAAUGCCUGGAAGACUUCUUGCAACACCAAAUGAACAAGGGCGUCAAGGCACGAUGCUUCAACUGCCGUGCCCCAGUGGAUGCAAAGAAUACCUUUGAAGUAGUACGACACCCGUCCUCAAAUUCAGUUUCCUUCGGAGACGACACUGAGAGCAGCACGCCGCCAACCAGCUCCCAACCUGCCCCACGAAUCUCCCUCCGUCGCAUAUACCCCCUAUCUCCUUCCGCCCAUACUUCAGCCAAGAUCCACGCCCUUAUUAAUCAUCUCGGACGCAUCCCUCCAAAUACCAAAUCCGUUGUCUUCUCCCAAUUCACAUCUUUCUUGGAUUUAAUUGGCCCACAGCUCUCCAAAGUCGGAAUCUCGCAUCUCCGCCUCGAUGGCUCGAUGCCCCAAAAGGCCCGUGCCGCUGUUCUAGCCGAGUUUACCAAAGCAGAAAGCUUUACCGACGAUGACAUCGUCGACAUGGAAGACGAUACCCCAGGGAGAAGCGGGCCUGCAAAGUCUAGCUCUCCCUCAUCCCCGACGCCAGCCCCUACAGUCCUACUCAUCUCCCUGCGUGCCGGCGGCGUAGGGCUAAACCUGACCACCGCAAGCAAUGUUUUCCUGAUGGAUCCAUGGUGGAGUUUCGCAAUUGAAGCACAAGCCAUCGACCGCGUCCAUCGAAUGGGCCAAACACGCGAUGUCAAUGUGACGCGAUUCGUGGUCAAGGAUUCCAUAGAAGGCCGCAUGCUGCGCGUGCAAGAGCGUAAAAUGAAUAUUGCUGGCUCGCUUGGGUUGAAGAUUGGCGGCGAUGAUAGUGAAUCUGACAAAGGGAAGAACAGACUUGAAGAGUUGAAAAUGUUGUUCGAGUGA
Molecule: messenger RNA, 3612 nt
Organism: Penicillium roqueforti
Lineage: Eukaryota; Fungi; Ascomycota; Eurotiomycetes; Eurotiales; Aspergillaceae
Product: DEAD/DEAH box helicase
Exons: 1
Coding region: 1-3612 (1203 amino acids)
Molecular function (GO): ATP binding; hydrolase activity, acting on acid anhydrides, in phosphorus-containing anhydrides; zinc ion binding
Source: RefSeq, a predicted model, not a curated record